AUGUUGUUUGAGCCAAAAUUACAUUCAAUAUCGGCCAUAACCGUUAAUAAAUUUAUUCAGCCAAUUAAUGAAAUAGCUGCACAUAAAGAACAACAAUUACGACCAUUACCUGGUACACGAAAACGUCGACGUAAAAAUCGUUUUAAUAUAAAUUCAUUGAUAAUUGAAACACAAUUACAAUCGUCAGUUGAACCGAUUACAGCGGCUACAAUCGAGAAAAUUCUUGAAACAACUUUACCAUCAAUAUCGAUCAUACAGGAAGCAACAACAAAAGUAUCAGCUGUUACAUUGAAACAUUUAUUGAAAAAAGCACCAACAGUAAAACGUGGUCGUGGUAGACCACAACAAUUGACCUCAUCAACAACAUUUAAUAAUGAAACACUGCCACAACAACAAGAACAAAAGUCACCAUCAAAUGAAACAACGAUAAGAAAACGACAAAGAAAGCAAAAAAUUUGUCUAAGAAAAUCACCACCACCAUCACCAUCACAUGAUGAUGAAGAUGAUGAAAAUGAUGAAGAAUCGAAUGAUUAUAUAAAUAAUGAAAAAAUAAUGAAUCAUAAUAAAGAUAUUAUAAUCAAAUUAUCGAAUGAUUUGAAUAAAAAUCAAAUAAUGAAUCGAAAACGUAAUAAAAAAUUAAUAAAAAAUGAAAAUGGUAUUAGUUUAUUACAGAAAAUACCGGAAGAAAAUAUUGAUAAAAAAGUUAGUCGAAUUAGCGGUGAAAGAAAUUUGAAAAAAUUGAAAAAAUCCUGUAAUUCUAAAUCGAUUGUUGUAUCAGCAAAUGGUAAACAACAACAACAACAACAGAAAUCUAUUAUGAUGAUGGCCGAUAAUAAUAAUAAACGUAAUGGACAAUGGCAAAGAAUAUCACCUGUAUCAUCAUCAUCAGAACAAAUGCCUUGUUUAGCAUUAUCAUCAAGUUCUUCUAUAGAACCGACUACUACUACUACAAAAUUAUCGAAAAAACUGCCACAACAACAACAACAAACGAAAAUAACAAGUAAAGAAUCCUCAUCAUCAUCAUCGACAAUGAUAGAUUCAAUUAUUAUAUCACCAUAUAAUAGACAUCCAUCAAAAAAAGAAAAAGAAAAACUCAAACAGAUACAGAAUCGUGAUCGUAAAAGAUUAGCUAGGCUACAGAAGCAAUCUGAAUCAAUAUUAACUAAAAAAAAUUUGAUUCAAUCAUCAUCAUCAUCAUCAUCAAAUAAUAACAGUCACAAUGAUAAAGUGAAAACAAAUCUGAACGAUGAUAAUGAUAAUGAUGAUGAUGAUGAUGAUGAUGAUGAUGAAUGUUGUGAUAUUAUUGCUGAAAUACCAGCAGCAGCAGCAACAUCAACAUCAAAAGAAAAAGCACAUGUAUCUGAUAAUGAUGAUGACAAUAAGACUAGUGCGCCACUUAGUGAUAAAUCUUUAAGUUCAAAAAAACGUUUGAAAAAACAUAAUAAUAAUAAUAAUACUACCAUGCCAUCAUCAUUAUCAUCAAAUUCAACAAAUUCAAAUGAUAAUCAUCAAUCGGUUGAUGAAAUUAUUGAAUUUGUUGUUGAAAAAUAUUGUCAAAAUAAUCGAAAACAGAACGAUAAUGAUGUUGAUAUUUUGAAGAAAAAUGUGCCUAAAAAGAAAAUAAAAUCGAAAUCGGAUUCUGAUGAUAGAGGAUUAAGUUUACCUGCAACCAAUGAUGAUAAUGAUGAAGAUGAUGAUAGUAGUGAUGAUGGUGAUUACGAACCUGUGGAUGAAAAGGUAAAAAAGAAAAAAUCUAAAAAUAAGAAAACGAAAACCAAAAAAUCUAUUGAAAAUUCAACCGAACAUCCAAUUUCGGAAGAUUCAACAAACAUUAAUCAUACGGUCAAUGCUUUCAGUGAUUCAAUUCGACGAAAAUUAUCAUUAAAAUAUAAUGGUAAUAUUCAGCCAGCUAGUUCAUCAUCCGAAUCAUUAAAUUUAUUGAACGAAAGACGUAUAAUCGGUCCAGUCAUAAGGAUUAUUCGUAAUGAAUUGAACAAUGAAAAAAAGAAAAGUAAAAAAUCUAAAAUGAAAAUCACUCAAGAACAUUCAGAUCAUAUUGAUGAUGAUGAUCUUUAUACAAGAAUCAUAAUGGAUAGUAAACUUCAAUAUCAAUUGAUUAAUAAGAUUGAUGAAUUACCAGUUACAAAUCAAGGUAUUACAUCAUCAUCAUUAACUUCAUCAACAAACAUAUCAUCAUCAUCAUCAACAACAACAUCCGGAUCAUAUCUUCGAUCAUCAGCAGCACGUUUAAAAAAAUUAAAACAAAAUCUAAUCGAUGCUUGCACUGAAGAUCGUGUUGAUGAUUGGUGUUGUAUAUUUUGUCAACAACGGCCAAAUGUUAAUAAUCUUGGCUAUCUUUAUGGGCCUUAUUAUUUUAAUGAUGAUGAUGCUGAUUUUAAUAUGAAUAAAAAUAAUAAUAAUCAUAAUAAUGUUAAUGCAAACUUUGAAAUAUGGUUUCAUGAACAAUGUUAUCUAUGGACAAAUAUACCAAUGGCAACACCAUAUCGUCCAAUCAAUAGCCAUUCAUUAUCAAUCAUAAAUGAAGCAUUAAAAUCAUAUUGUUAUUAUUGUAAUAAACCGGGUGCAACUAUUACCUGUUCAAUGAAUCAAUGUGAUCGUCAUUAUCAUCAUAAUCAUUUUUAUCGUAAUCAUCGUAUUGAUCGAUUGUGUUUUGAAAAUAUGGCCAUUAUGCCAAUGUUAUUACAUUAUCCAUGUGCUAUUGAAUUGAAUUAUAAAUUUGAUGAUAAUAAUUUUAUUGUUUAUUGUCCUGAUCAUCAAUUAUGAUAUUCAUGAUUAUCAUUUACUAUUCUACUAUUAAUCUAUAUACAUUUUCGAAAAAAAAGUAUAAACUUUUCCAGAAUAAUAUUUCUCAA
Molecule: messenger RNA, 2873 nt
Organism: Dermatophagoides pteronyssinus (European house dust mite)
Lineage: Eukaryota; Metazoa; Arthropoda; Arachnida; Sarcoptiformes; Pyroglyphidae
Source: RefSeq, a predicted model, not a curated record